GUUUUUGGUACGGAAGAUUCCAAAGGCAGUUCAGCAUCGAUUCGUUUGCAGAAAGGGGUGUCUAAACAGGUUUAUAUUAUUUAACUUUAUUUUAUGAUUGAAAAGAUUUUCUGAACAAAGCAUUAUCUUCCAAUUUUAAAGGAAAAUAACUUUUACAAUGUGUAACACCUUGAACCGUCGCAUUAUAAAAUUUAUAUGCUUGCAUAGAUAGUAUUAGGAGAUAAUUCCAUGUACAUAUCUGUCACAGGCAAUUGUAUGUGGACCUGCUACAGAUGUCUCGGUCAGUGAUCCCAAUGUACCAACAUCAAGUGGAGCAUCUACCACGGAAAAAAUAUGUAGUAGUCUGUAGUCAUGAUGAAAUAUUUCUUUGCACGUUAUUUUUUAGUUAUUCAAAACAUUCAUUAUUCAUAGUUUCCAUACGGUAUCGUGUGGAUAUUAUAUAAAACAUAUGCACUAUAACUUAACCUCUCAAUCAUGACCAUUACAUUUACAGGUUUCAAUCUCUAAAAGAUCAUGGACGGAACCAGAGGAGGAAUAUAACUCAGAAAAACGUAUCCGAAGCGACGAUACCAUUAAUAUUCCGGCCUCAGACGAAUCAGAAUAAACACUGGUAUGCUCACGCACUUUAUUGCCUUGAUUCCGACUGUAAAUAAUGGACAGAAACACAGUAACUUAACAAUUACGUUCUUUUAUUUGUAGGAACCCGUUAAAACAAACGAGACGCCAGAGCCCGUUGAAACAAAUGAGAUGCCAGAACCCGUUAAAACAAACGAGACGCCAGAACCCGUUGAAACAAAUGAGAUGCCAGAACCCGUUAAAACAAACGAGACGCCAGAACCCGUUGAAACAAACAAGACAACCAUUACUUGGAUAUCCUGCUUUGGAAUGCUGCAACACCUUUGUAGCAAUUUGACGGAUUGCCAGGAAUUAAUCUCUAAGGCAGAGAAAAUAGACGCCCCCCAGUCAGAAAAUCUCCUUGGUGAGCUCCUCGAUGUGGUCGAACGUGCAAACCGCUUGUCUUCGUCUUUGUUAUCGGAUGCAAACCAAGCAUUGAGGCACAUUAAUCUGGAAAAUGAAGCUUCAGUCAGUCUUCUCUUCAACGGAAUUUACUUCAAUCGACCGUGAUCCAGGUUGUAGAAGGGACAUCAUAACCGACGAAGACAGGGUAUGCAUAAUUAAACAAGGUCCGUUUCAACCAAAAUUGUCAAGAUAUCCCAGAAACAGCGAUAUUCCUCCACCAAAGCACUCUCAUUUCUCCUCCGAGUGGCUCAACACAUAUCCACAUUUGGAGUACCCCAUUAAGAAAGAUGCUGCUUUUUGUUUUGUAUGUCAGCUAUUCCCAUCUGCUCCUGGCUGUCGCAAGUCUGAGUCUGCAUGGACACUUAAUGGUGUGGGAGCUUGGCAUAAGAUGAAAAGUCGUGGAACAGGAAAACCAGGAAAAUUGGCUGCACACUUUAGCAGCUCUAGCCAUCGAGAGACCCUUAAAGCAUUGCUUGCUUUCCAAAAUAAGUCCAACCACGUCGACGUUAUGCUGGAUAAAGAUUGCAGGAAAGCACUGAUUGAAGAAGAGGCUGAAACUCAACGUAACCGCGAAGCCAUCAAGACACUUUUGGACGUUGCAAGAACUCUUGCACGCCAAGGAAUAUCUUUCCGUGGUUCGUCGAAUGAAAAAGAUGGAAACGGAAAUUUCCAGCAAAUUGUUGGUUUGGUGGCCAGGCAGUCCCCUUCAUUUAAGAGAUGGCUCAAUGAUGCUGCAACGCGCCCACACAGAGUUAACUACCUCAGUUCCAGGUCACAAAACGAGUUUUUAACUUUGUUAGCUGGAAAUGUUUCGGAUAGAGUCGUUGCUCAAAUUAACGAAGCUACAAUGUUUUCUGUCAUUGCUGACACAACGCCAGAUGUUUCUCACGUCGAUCAACUCUCAGUCGUUGCGAGGUACGUUGAUAAAGAUGGAAUCCCACAAGAACGUCUGGUUGAUAUCAGGGAGCUCCAUUACAAGACUGGAGAAGGCCACGCUCAAGAAAUUAUUUUUUCAUUGAAUGCGAAGUCUGUUGAUACAAAUGGAAUAGUUUUCCAGUCAUAUGAUUAUACCUCAUCGAUGUCAGGCGUUUUCAAAGGUUGCCAAGCCAAGAUGAAGGAGCAUCUGGAGAGAGAAGUUCCUUAUUUUCCAUGUCUCGCCCAUCGGUUCAACACUACUGUUGAGCAUAGCUGUGAAGCAAGUGUAGCUGUGUGCAAAUUGUUCGAAAUCCUGCAAGAGUUGUAUUUCUUCUUCACGUCCAGUACGAAAAGAUAUGGUGUGCUUGGCGGAAAAGUGAAAGAAAGCGAGUAUGGAAAACCGCUGGAAUUAAGAAAUUUGUCAGCAACGCGUUGCAUGGAGUGCCCGUGCAGAUUCGAUAAGGGCUGUAUGGUCAUGUUUUCAAGAAAUAAUCGAAGCUCUUGAAGAAUUGGAAAAUUCAGCUGACACGAAAACCAAGGCAAAGGCAGGGAUUCUUCUCGACAGGGUUAAAUCGUUUGAGUUUAUUGUUAUGUUGAUGUUUAUGAGGAACAUUAUGAUAAAAACUAAAAUUCUGACGAAGCAAAUCCAAAGUGUUGACAUAAACAUAAUUGAUACGCUUGAAGCUGCUAAGGCAACGAUAUCUACACUACGCCACUUACGUGAAGACGAGGAAAACCUGAACCAGCAAAUCAGUGCAUCCGUAGCUUUUUCAGAACGCCAUGGAAUUGAUCUUGUUGCUGAAUAUGACCGCCACCAUCGACCCAGGCGUCCGUCAAGGAGAGCUGAUGAAAGACCAGAGACAGCGACAAAUCUACCACGUCAGGAUUUUUACCGAAAACAAUUUGUCCAAGUCCUAGAUGUUUAGAUAAAUGCUCUUACAGAUAACGUUCAAGUUGCCUGUGAUAUUGUCGCCCCUGCGAUUCGACUCCUUCUUCCUCCAUUUAACAGUGAUCCUAAACUAGAAGAUGUAAAGUCCCUUACGAUGAUGCUCCCAGAAUCAAUCCGCCCUGAUAACGAGGUUCUAUGUGUUGAACUAACGCUGUUCAGACAGGGGGAAAUCACAACCAUCAGAGAAGCAGCACGUUUUGCGAUGGAUUGUGAAAGCAUCUUUCCCCUGACAAGCAGAUGCUACCGUUUAAUUCUAACGGCACCGAUAACAUCGGCUGCAAGUGAACGCAGCUUCUCCAAGUUGAA
Messenger RNA from Paramuricea clavata, 3190 nucleotides. The record is from the annotation of a GenBank genome assembly. NCBI's taxonomy places the organism in Eukaryota, Metazoa, Cnidaria, Anthozoa, Malacalcyonacea, Plexauridae.